This is a messenger RNA of Ilex paraguariensis (yerba mate), 381 nucleotides long. The record is from the annotation of a GenBank genome assembly. NCBI's taxonomy places the organism in Eukaryota, Viridiplantae, Streptophyta, Magnoliopsida, Aquifoliales, Aquifoliaceae.
AUGUUUCAUUACAAUAUAAUGUCGACUUCCAUAUCUUUCUGGAGACAAUCAAAAGAUAAAGCAAAAGCACAAGAACAAGUGAACCAGGCCUCUAGUUUCCCUGAGAAAUGCCCAUUGCACUUCUUAUGCGCUAUCCCAUCAACUUAUUUUGCUACUAAUCUAUAUAAGGGAAUAAAAACAUCGUGGCUGGCCCACACAAAAGAACUUCCACAGAACUCCGCUUCACCAGGAACAGAAAUACACACACUGGCUUCAUCAUUGACUUCAUGGAUUCUAUACAAUAGACUCCAUGUACCUACAAAAAUGUGCAAAAAAUUGGGUUGGACCCAACUACUGCAUAUGUUUUCCUCCGUCAAACUGCCUCCAAAUCCCCACCACUAA